CCUCUUUGAAACAAAGAUCAAAUAUAAACACCAUUAAGCCAUAGUGCAGGGGGUGAUUUGUAUAGAAUUGGUUUACUUGAACUUUAUUGCAUCGCUGAGUGCCCCAUUAAGAUACCGUGGAAAGUGCCAUAAUUGCUUUUGAACAACUCCGUGCAAAUAGUCUAUUGAUAGACGCCAUCGAGGUAAAAGCCCCGUCGUGCUGUACAAUUUACACGAAGAGCAGGUAAAUCACACCUCGUCGUGUGACAGAGGCUCAAAGUGUGGCGUGAACGCUGCAGGUGAGCCCGCGGUCUGUGGAGACACGCUGCACGCGCACGCCCGUUAAUUGAGUUCUGUUGCUCACUCAAGCCUUAAUUGGUUUACCACGAGAGCUGCUGUUUAAUGGACCGAGCGCACACUCGCUAAAGGCUAAUGGCCAGCAAACAUGGCGAGAGUGCAGUGACGGCCGCGGCUCCGUGUUUGUUAUGGCCAGGGGCCCUUCGUGCAGGGACCUCACACGCGCGCUAAAUGGUGUUAAAUGAUGCAUUUAGAGAAGUGUAAUGGGUGCAUUUUAAAAGUCAGAAAAGUGUAGGUAAAUGAAGAAAGCUUGUGGAAAUAUACUGUGGUUGUUUGAGCUUUCAAUCCGAGUUUCCAGGACAACUGUCUGUCCAUCCACGUCUCUUAUCUGGCAGGUCAACCAAUGUUUGCGCCCAUACAUAUCGAUUUAUCGGCCGCAGUGUGCAGACAGAGAUAUAUCCGUAUAAAUUGUCGAUCCUUCAUUGUUUGGCGACAAUCUUACAUGACAAACAUGUGUCUUUCGUGCGCUUUAGACUAAUAAGAGCCUCUUUAACCUACUCUGUGUGUGCAGGCGGGGUGUUCGAGACUCACCCGCUCUCUUGUGUGUUGCUGCUGUGGGGGCAAACACAGGUGGGUGCCAGGUAAACGCUGCGGUAUUUACAGAGUGGCAUUGAUUUACGCGCUGACGGCCGUUCUGUUCAAUUUACUGAAAAAUCCCACAAGCGACAGAAUAUCCUGGAAACUUGGGGCUGUGGGUCUGCCGUUUUGAGCAAACAGUGAGACCAAUGGCUUUGACGCUGCAGAGUCACAUGGUGGCUGAGUGACACACCUGUGCGGAGCCGCGAGGGCCUCGCAGUUGCGCCACAGCCAGGUAGGGCAGCAGGUCCACGCCGAGGCAGGGCGCAAGUACGGUACAUGUGCGGGUCCUCGGAAGCCAUGAAUCGGGAAGAUCAUUACUAUCCUUCUCAGGUUUUUAAAGACUCAUGCGCCUACCAGAGAUCCCAGGGUGAGGACUACAACCACAGCCCGCCGCCCUGUCUCUACAUGAGCAGGCCGGUCCACUCCGUCUACACACCGCCGUCUAUGGGAGCCCUGGAACAGGCCAGUCUGCCGGACAUUGCCAGCUCUUACAGUCUACCCUUGCGGGAGGAUCCAGGUGUGCCUCAGCUUCAUCAUCCUCAGGGCCUCCAGCAGCAGCCUCUCCCGCCCGCUGAAAGCUAUGGAGACCCCGGGGAACAGAGCAGAUAUCACCUCCCUUUCCCCUGGAUGAAAACCACUAAAUCUCACUCACACACCUGGAAGGGACAGUGGGCAGGGCCAUACGUGAUGGCUGAGACGGAGGAAAACAAACGCACGAGGACGGCCUACACGCGCGCCCAGCUGCUGGAGCUCGAGAAGGAGUUCCUGUUCAACCGCUACAUAUCGAGGCCGCGCCGCGUGGAGCUGGCGUUGACCCUCAGUCUCACCGAGCGCCACAUCAAGAUCUGGUUCCAGAACCGGCGCAUGAAGUGGAAGAAGGAGGAGGACCGGAGGAGGGUGAGGGGCGCCGACCCGGACCAGGACUCCUCCAUCACCUCCGGAGACCAGGCGGAGGCCACUGGAAGGGUCUCGUCCACCAACGGACCUCACACCACCUCACCCCCUGUUUCCCCGCUGCUCGUUCAUUCCCGCUCGGUUCCUGGGUCCCGAGAGCCCGCAUAGACCCGCACGAGGGUCUCAUGACUCAUAUUACAUUGUUUUUUUUUUUUAUUGGUUGUUUGUUUGUUUUUUCCCCCAAAUACACUUUUUAAUCAGCCCCAUCUGAGAGGAUUUAUAUUUGUAGGAAUAAAUUGAGAUUUUCCCGGGACCCCCUUAAACUCUGUUCCAAGACCAUCCACAUUCCCUGGUUACCCCUGGGACACCUCUACAUCCCACUGCGCUUACCGUGCACGCUUUGAGGUUUUACGCGAGACAAACAAAUCAUGCAAAGGCCGCCUACUUUUCCCCCCUUUUCAGACACAUGAACAUGGACUCAGUUUCACAAAUCCACGGUCUAAUUUUACGACGUAUUGUUUUUCACCUCAGAUGAUGAAACACGCAAUCAAGUUUAUGAAUGUAUAUAGGCGUAAUACAACUGUAUUUGUCAUAUUGUCAUUUUCCAUGUGUACAUAAGGUUGGGCUACAUCGUGUAAAUUGCUAAAUUGGAAUCAACGAUACACAUAUUUUAUUGUCUGAAGAAAUCGCUGUGCAAUAUAAUGAUUGAUUAACACACAUAAUAAAUUUGGUCACAGCCCAUA
This is a messenger RNA of Scatophagus argus, 2552 nucleotides long. RefSeq names its product pancreatic and duodenal homeobox 1 (gene pdx1). The transcript is spliced from 2 exons. Gene Ontology annotation, cellular component: nucleus. The record is from RefSeq and is a predicted model, not a curated record. NCBI's taxonomy places the organism in Eukaryota, Metazoa, Chordata, Actinopteri, Scatophagidae. Gene Ontology annotation, molecular function: RNA polymerase II cis-regulatory region sequence-specific DNA binding; DNA-binding transcription factor activity, RNA polymerase II-specific. Bases 1192 to 1977 code for a protein of 261 amino acids. Gene Ontology annotation, biological process: regulation of transcription by RNA polymerase II; type B pancreatic cell differentiation.